AUGGAUUUGCUCGAGUACAGCGCUCGCAGGGUCGACUUGGACGACGCGCUCGCUCGCGCGUACGUCGGGGGCGGUAAAUCGCGAGAGACGAUCUUACGUCGAGCGGUCGCGGACGCGCAGAUGUCGGACGCGAGGCGCGAGGCGAAGGAGACAAAUGCAAAGACGAACGCGUUGGACGGCGUCCCGUUCGCGGCCAAGGAUAACCUGUGUGCGAGCGUCGGGACGACAGAGGCGGGGUCGAGGAUGCUCAGAGGGUACGAGAGCGUGAUUGAGUCGACGGCGAUACAGCGCAUUCGCGCGAGCGGUGGGAUUUUGGUCGGGAAGACGAAUAUGGACGAGUUCGGGAUGGGCAGUCACACGCGGACGUCAUCGAGCGGGACGACGACAAAUCCAGCGUAUUCAGACGGCGCAAGAAGCGCCGGGGGCUCAUCCGGGGGCUCCGCGGUGGUGGUAGCAAAUGGAUCGGUGCCGUUCGCGCUGGGAAGCGACACCGGGGGGAGCGUACGGUUGCCAGCAGCGUACUGCGGCGUAGUCGGAUUGAAGCCGACGUACGGCAGAGUGAGUCGGUUCGGAUUGAUAUCGUAUUGCAGUUCUUUGGACACCGUGGGUGUGCUCGCUCGGACUGUGAGUGAUGCCGGAGUUGUGCUCGCGGCCAUGCAAGGUGAGGACGGGUUAGACUCCACGACGGUGGCUCGAUGCGAGGAUUUAGAUGCAACAGCAGAACGCGAGUUUGCGAUUCGAGCGGCGAGCGAGGACGGUUCGUUCCCGAUGAAGGGCGUUCGCGUGGGCGUCCCGGAGGAGUACGCUGUGAAAGAACUGACUCAGGAGGUAUACGAUGCGUGGGACGAGACUGUGCGCGCGAUGGAAGCGUUGGGCGCGGAGGUCGUGCGAGUGACUUUGCCGCACACAAAGUAUGCGUUGCCGUGCUACUACAUCAUUGCUCCGUCAGAGGCAUUGAGUAAUCUGGCGCGCUACGAUGGCAUGCGCUACGGCGAUCUCAAGGCAGAUUUAUCGCGUGAGGAAUAUCUCAAGGAAGAUUUUCAAACCGCCAUUGCCAAGGCGCGAAGUAUCGGAUUCGGUCCAGAGGUGCGUCGACGCAUCACCGUCGGCGCGUUUGCGCUCAGCAGCGAACGCGCAGCAGAAUAUUUCGAAAAGGCGCAGCGCGUCCGACGAUUGGUUUCGAACGACUUCACGACGGCGUUCGAACACGUUGAUCUCUUGCUCACGCCGUCGAGUGUGUCUACGGCGCCCAAGCUUGAGGACUUGGAGUCGCUUUCUCCGGCGCAAACGUACGCUGCGGAUGUCAUGACGGUGCCGGCUUCGCUCGCGGGUCUACCGGCGAUGUCCGUACCCGCUGGACGAUCGCGAGUGAGCGGUUUACCGAUUGGGAUGCAAUUUAUCGCGCCAAAAUUCCGCGAGGCGUCUCUCGUGCGUGUGGGCGCCAGACUCGAGCGAGCCGGAGGACGACGAACGUACACCACGAAGACGGCUCCAGUCAUUGACGCAUUGUACGCCCAGGGCGAAGCCGCGACGAAGCGUCAUGAUGAGCUCAUCGCCCUCAUAUCCGCUCCGGACGCUGCGAUCGAUCGAGUGAUCGAGGCGAAUAAAGAGCUCGCUCGUCUCGACCCGCUCGUAAAGCAGUACUCUAUGGUGAAGUCUCUCCGCGACGAGCGUGAAUCGCUCGACGAGCUCGCGAGGACAUCCGACGAGAAGGACAUCACCGAGCUCGCUCGCGAGGAAUUACGUGCGAUUGAUGCCAAGUUACCGGAACAAGAACACGCGCUGCGCAUCAUGCUUCUCCCUCGGGACGACGCUGACGAUCGAGGUGCGAUUUUAGAGGUUCGCGCAGGUGCCGGCGGCGAUGAAGCCGCACUCUUCGCCGCAGAGUUAUUUCGCAUGUACGCGUUACACGCGCGCAAGAGCGGCUGGCGAUUCGAGACGCUGAAUAUGUCCGAGACAGAUGGUAAGGGUAUUCGUGAGGGGAGCGCGGAAGUCCUGGGCGACGGCGUUUUCGGGCGAUUGAAGUUUGAAUCUGGAGUGCAUCGCGUCCAGCGCGUGCCCGAGACGGAGACGCAAGGACGUGUCCACACGAGCACGGCCUCCGUCGCGGUUUUACCGCACGCGGCGGAGGUCGAUAUGGACAUUCGUGAUGAAGACGUACGCAUUGAAACCAUGCGGGCCAGCGGCGCGGGUGGCCAACAUGUCAACACGACGAACAGUGCUGUACGCCUGACGCACCUGCCGACUGGCAUUACGGUGGCAAUACAGGACGAGAGAAGUCAGCACAAAAACAAAGCGAAAGCGUUUUCAGUAUUAAAGUCCAGAUUGUAUGACAUGGAGCGUGAAAAGUUGGCGAACGAACGAGCGGAGCUCCGAAGCUCUCUCAUCGGAACUGGCGAUCGAAGCGAAAAGGUUCGCACGUACAACUUCCCGCAAGGGCGCGUCAAGGACCAUCGCGUGGACGGCAACGUUUCGGGCGACAUCAAGGGCUUCAUGGAUGGGUUUUUGUUGGACGAUCUCGUGGAUAAGUUGCGAGAGAAGGAAAUAGAGGAGAAAUUGGACAGAUUAUCAUUGUAG
Molecule: messenger RNA, 2577 nt
Organism: Ostreococcus tauri
Lineage: Eukaryota; Viridiplantae; Chlorophyta; Mamiellophyceae; Mamiellales; Bathycoccaceae
Product: Peptide chain release factor
Exons: 1
Coding region: 1-2577 (858 amino acids)
Biological process (GO): glutaminyl-tRNAGln biosynthesis via transamidation; mitochondrial translation; translational termination
Cellular component (GO): mitochondrion; glutamyl-tRNA(Gln) amidotransferase complex
Molecular function (GO): glutaminyl-tRNA synthase (glutamine-hydrolyzing) activity; translation release factor activity, codon specific
Source: RefSeq, a predicted model, not a curated record